AGCCCCACUGCAUAUCGACUCCUGAUUUUUCCUCUCCUUCCCUACCACCUCUACCACGUCUUCCAUUGCCCUGGCUAGUGUCUCCGAGCUGCCCUAUGUCAAACCCAAUCGAUGAGAAUCACUUUAUCGCUCUGUUCGAGGGGAGCUUGGUUCCCUUGCGAGUUUGCCUCGUAGGCCUUACCUGGGGGUUACAUGAUUAUUUGAUCACCCUCCCAGACGAGAUUCGGUUUAUCUGGUCCCGAGAGUGGAACUUGAGCAAAAUCAUGUUCUUCUGGAUUCGGUACUACACCAUUGUGCUAUUGCUCUUUGACGUUGUCCAGAUCCACACUUUUUCGAUUCCUGGAAUCACCUCCGAUAACUUAUGUGUCGCCAUGGACAGUAUCAUAAGAGUUGUGGGAGCCCUUAGUCUGUGGUCCGUGGAAAUUAUCAUGCAGCUUCGCGUGUACGUAUUGUACAACUGUUCCAAGCGGAUUGCCAUCAUCAACUUCUUCCUAUUCCUAGCAUCCCUCGCAGGGUUUCUGGUGAUUCUAAUCCACAACGCUCAAAGACGAAGAGCUGUUAUUGCAGAUGCGGUUCAGUUGCCAUUACCAGGAUGUCCUAGUAUCCACACUGGAAUCGAAUGGGCGCAGUGGGUUCCCGCCACAGUUUUCGAAGGCGUUCUAGCCGGGUUUGCUUUAUAUAAAACACUCAAGUCGAGUACUGGGAGAUUUAGGGAUGGUAAGAGGAUCGGUUUGUAUGAGCUUCUGCUACGGGAUAAUUUGUUUUAUUUCUUUGGCGUUGCAAUUUUACUUAUAUUCAACAAUCUUAUGGUGGUCGGCGUUACUCACAUAAAAUGGUUUAGCUACGCGUUCGUAUUUUUUGACUUUCGCCUUUUUCAUCGAGGUCCUUUUCAUUCAUGGUAUUGACACCUUGCCGUUCGUUAUUUAGCCCGUUUCACGCGGCAAUAGGGAUUCUUACAACACGCAUGAUGUUGAAUCUCUUCAAAGUAUCCGAUCGGAAGGUCAUCAUGGGUAGUGGUAGCACUACUCACAUAUCUUCAUACUCACCUCAACGUGGCGAGAAUACAAGCCUAACUUGGCGUGCACCCGCCCCUUCAGGGUUUACUAGUACACAAACGCGGUGAUCAUCGGCAGGAUCUGAUACUUCGGACAGCCGGGUUUGAGGCCUUGAGGGCGAGUAUCGGUACGAAGGGAAGAAAAGGGGGACUUUCAGUGAAAGUUGUAUUUAGUGAUGUGCAGGCUCGGGCUUGGCCUGAAGCCCGGGCUUGGGCCUGUAAAUUCUCAAGCCCGAGCCCUGAGCCCAAGCUCCGGGCACUAAGCCCACGGCUUGGGCCUGGGCCCAGGCUUACUGUACAAAUUUUUAAAAGAAGUAUGGCUGUAAAAAUAUCAAAUUUUUAGUACAUUCUAUGAACCCAGAGCCACCUUCC
Molecule: messenger RNA, 1426 nt
Organism: Marasmius oreades (fairy-ring Marasmius)
Lineage: Eukaryota; Fungi; Basidiomycota; Agaricomycetes; Agaricales; Marasmiaceae
Exons: 11
Coding region: 96-905 (269 amino acids)
Source: RefSeq, a predicted model, not a curated record